GACCCGCCUCCGUGGGGGGGUAUCGGUCUCUACCCUACGCCUUUCAGUUUCCGCGGGCGGACGGGCCUGCAGUGAGGAAGGUGUGAGUUCUAGAGGAACUGACGGAACAGCAGUGAGAGAUGUGACUGGACACAUCAUCUCCCAACAACACCUUGGCCGCUGCAGAUAAGUCACCAUAUAAUGGAGGAAUUGGAGCAAGGCCUGUUGAUGCAGCCAUGGGCUUGGCUACAGCUUGCUGAGAACUCCCUCCUGGCCAAGGCUUAYAUCACCAAGCAGGGCUAUACCUUGCUUGUUUCGGAUCUUCAACAGGUGUGGCAUGAACAGGUGGAUACUAGUGUGGUCAGCCAGCGAGCCAAGGAGCUGAACAAGCGACUGACUGCUCCCCCUGCAGCUUUUCUCUGUCACUUGGAUAAUCUGCUUCGCCCAUUGUUGAAGAAUAUUGCUCACCCUAGUGAAGCGACCUUCUCUUGUGAUCUUGUGGCAGAGGCACUGAUUCUACGGGUGCGGAGUGAGCUUUCUGGUCUCCCCUUCUAUUGGAACUUCCACUGCAUUCUAGCUAGUCCUUCCCUGGUCUCCCAACAUUUGAUUCGUCCUUUGAUGGGCAUGAGUCUGGCCUUGCAGUGCCACGUGAAGGAGUUGUCAACAUUGCUUCGGAUGAAAGAUCUAGAGAUCCAGGACUACCAGGAGAGUGGGGCUAUGCUGAGCCGAGGUCGAUUGAAGACGGAGCCAUUUGAAGAAAAUGCUUUCUUGGAACAGUUUAUGGUAGAGAAGCUACCAGAGGCAUGCAGAGUUGGUAAUGGCAGGCCCUUUGUCAUGCAUCUGCAGAGUCUGUAUGUUGCAGUCACCAAACAGGAGGUCCAAAUGGGACAGAAGCAUCAAGACACUGUUUCAGGAGAUGCUCAUACCUCAAGCAGCACCUCCCUUCAAGCUACUGAUAACCAGCUUCCAAGUCAGCCAGAACAGCCAGUCUCUUCAGCACCAGCCCUCUCAGUGCUUGAAAAAGAGCCCCUGGAUACUGCAGGCCCUAUGCAGAGAACUCAGCUGUCAAAGGUCAAGAGGAAGAAGCCACGGGGCCUCUUUAGUUAACCAGUCAUGAGCUCAGCUGCUGAGGAUGCACCAGAAGAACAACUCCCAAACAUCACAUGGAAAGGAGCUCACAUGGCAGUUUCUCUCAAACAGAGUUACAAUCAAAGGUCCACUCUCAGAGCAAGAGAACUAAGCUCAUGGCGACAUGUUUCCUGAAUGGGUUACUGUUAAACAAGAAAAGCUUAUUGCCAUCCCAUGGAGCAUUGGCCUUCCCUGGUACAGUGGAAGCCAGUCUCUGGGAUCCAGUCUCUUUUGGUGGAGGUUCUUUAGACUUUAGGAUAUAGAG
This is a messenger RNA of Urocitellus parryii (Arctic ground squirrel), 1372 nucleotides long. It is a transcript of the gene Nhej1, whose product is annotated as non-homologous end joining factor 1. Gene Ontology annotation, biological process: double-strand break repair via nonhomologous end joining. The record is from RefSeq and is a predicted model, not a curated record. Gene Ontology annotation, molecular function: DNA end binding. Gene Ontology annotation, cellular component: DNA ligase IV complex; nucleus. Lineage: Eukaryota; Metazoa; Chordata; Mammalia; Rodentia; Sciuridae.